AUGAACAAACCUUUACGAAUCAAACACCCAAUCUUUAGAAUUGCUAAUAGUGCUUUAGUAGAUUUACCAGCACCUAUUAAUAUUUCAGCUUGAUGAAAUUUUGGAUCUUUAUUAUUUUUAUGUUUAAUAAUUCAAAUUUUAACUGGUUUAUUUUUAGCAAUACAUUAUACUGCAGAUAUUAAUUUAGCUUUUAAUAGAGUUAAUCAUAUUUGUCGAGAUGUAAAUUAUGGAUGAUUACUACGAACUAUACAUGCUAAUGGUGCAUCAUUUUUCUUUAUUUGUAUUUAUUUACAUGUAGGACGAGGAAUUUAUUACGGAUCAUACUUAUUUACUCCAACUUGAUUAGUAGGAGUAAUUAUCUUAUUUUUAGUUAUAGGAACAGCAUUUAUAGGAUAUGUUUUACCAUGAGGUCAAAUAUCUUUUUGAGGAGCUACAGUUAUUACUAAUUUAUUAUCAGCCAUUCCUUACCUAGGUAUUGAUUUAGUUCAAUGAGUAUGAGGAGGAUUUGCUGUAGAUAAUGCUACAUUAACUCGAUUUUUUACAUUCCAUUUCAUUUUACCAUUCAUUGUAUUAGCUGCAACAUUAAUUCACAUUUUAUUUUUACAUGAAACUGGRUCAAAUAACCCUAUAGGAUUAAAUUCUAAUAUUGAUAAAAUUCCAUUCCACCCAUACUUCACUUUCAAGGAUAUUGUAGGAUUUAUCGUCAUAACAAUAAUUUUACUUCUAUUAGUAUUAAUUAAUCCUUACCUUUUAGGAGAUCCUGAUAAUUUUAUUCCUGCUAAUCCAUUAGUAACACCAGUUCAUAUUCAACCAGAAUGAUAUUUCUUAUUUGCUUAUGCUAUUUUACGUUCAAUUCCUAAUAAAUUAGGAGGAGUAAUUGCUCUAGUUCUUUCUAUUGCAAUUUUAGCUAUUUUACCAUUUUAUCAUUUAAGAAAAUUCCGAGGAAUUCAAUUUUACCCUAUUAAUCAAAUUUUAUUUUGAGUAAUAGUAGUAACAGUAAUCUUAUUAACAUGAAUUGGAGCUCGACCAGUUGAAGAACCUUAUGUUUUAGUAGGACAAAUUUUAACUGUAGUUUACUUUGCAUAUUUCAUAUUUAAUCCUUUAAUUAUUAAAUGAUGAGAUAAUUUAUUAAAUUAG
Molecule: messenger RNA, 1137 nt
Organism: Lucilia sericata (common green bottle fly)
Lineage: Eukaryota; Metazoa; Arthropoda; Insecta; Diptera; Calliphoridae
Source: the annotation of a RefSeq genome assembly